Messenger RNA from Dovyalis caffra, 3531 nucleotides. The record is from the annotation of a GenBank genome assembly. Lineage: Eukaryota; Viridiplantae; Streptophyta; Magnoliopsida; Malpighiales; Salicaceae.
AUGGCUGUGAAAACUAGUAAAGAUCAAGACCCAUCACUUGUUUUGUUAGAAACAGUGGAAGAAAUCACAAGACUCUUCAAAUCACUACCAUCAAGACCCUCAAUUGAAGAAGUUGAAGCAACCAUUUUUUUUUAUAAGAUUGCGAACAACGAUGAUGAUGAGAGUUUGAUCAAGAAAAGAGAAGAUGGAGAAUCAGAGAAAGAUGGCUUCAAGGGCUUAGUGAAGAGCUCUUCCUCAAAGUUCUCUUUAUUGCUCAUUCUAUGGACAAUCAAAAGAGACGUUUGGCGUUUCUCAAAUGUUGAUUGUGGUAGUAGGUUGAGUAUUAGUCCAAAGAAGACAUGGGAAGGAACAAUUACAGGCUUGGACGAUUGUAUAGCCACUUCUGUGGUGUUAUCAAAGUUCUUUUUGCUGGGCAAGAUCCUUGCUAAGGCCGAGUUGCUGUUGAGAGAAAGUGUUCUGGCUGUAAUGAAGUUAGCAGCUCAGUUAAGUGAGAGGAUGAGAGAAUCUUCACACAUAUGGGCUCCUCCAAUAUAUAGGAGACUUCUCAGCUCUGAUAAGAGAGAAAAGGAUAUGUCAGAAAGGUGUUUGCUGAAGAUUAAGCCUACAAUAUUUCCUCCUCUUCCUGCUCUUUCUAAGGAACUUGCUGAAGAUAUGAAAUUGAAGUUGCUUACUGGAAUGAAGAAUCUUCUGAAUCAGGGCAUGAAAAUUCAAAUGUUGCAAGCAUGGAGAUGGUUUAUCUGCUUACUAGGAUCUCAUGCCAUGAAGUAUAGGCAGUUACUUAAUGACAUGCUGAAAAUUCUGGAGCAAACAUUUUUGGAUCACAAUCCACAAGUCCAGAUUGCUUCGCUGGACUUCAUAGAUAGAAGGCUCACAAAAUUCUUUUCGUUCUCAUCUGUGCCAAUCAAUCAUGUGCCAUGGUUAGCUUGUGAUGGUAUUAGACCAGAUCCAUAUCAAAAUUGCAUUGUUAAUGCCUCAUGGAAACAACCAGACCCAAGUUUGCACAGAUAUUCACUUGGUCUUUUCACUAAACCAGCUGUCGCCUGGGAAGGUCUUGUUGAUGCUUUCAUCCACCCUCCACUUUUAACUUCUGAUACUAAUGAAUCCAUUAAGAAUGGUAUUCAAAGAGUACAAACCUCUGGUGGGAACGGCUAUCAAAUUCAAGCAACUGGUUUUUCAAAAAGCAUAAAACUCAUAAUGACACCUCUAAUCGGCAUCAUGUUGAGUCAAUGUGAUGUAUCUGUUUACUCUUCAUGCUUGAAUACAUGGUCUUAUCUGCUGCAUAAGCUUGAUAUCUCUAUCAACGAUCCCUUGGUGAUAGAACUGGUGUUAGAUCCCAUUUUUGGAGCUGUUUUUCGGUUUGGGCCUGAUAUUAAGUUUCUCUGGUUGUGGAAUCUGUGCUUGGAUCUGCUUGACAAUUUUAUACUAGCAAAAUGCAGAAACCUAGACCAUGAAACCAUUAGCCAGGUAAGCCAUCAUUCAAUGUCCAGCAAAUGGUCAUGGAAACAGGGACCUAUUAAAUGGUUGCCCUGGACUAUUGGUCGCUUGGAUUUCUUUAUAAAGAUGAUCGAUAUUAUCAUCAGCCAUGCAACAAUUGCAACAAUCACCCCUGAAACUAGAAGUUCAGCAUGUGAUGCUGCCUUAAGGAUAUUUAGAUCUCUUUUAAAAGGGGUCCAAGUGGAGUUUAGAAGUUCAUCCACAAAUUACAACGACAUUAUGUUGUGCUUGAACAUAAUAUUGAGGUUCAUAAAGAAGACCUGUGAAGGUGUAAAUUCAGAAGGCAGCGAAAGUAAUGAAUUGCAUUAUACUUCCCUCCAAUUUCUAGAGGCUGUUGCUCAGGAGUUAGAACCUUCUAUGUUGGGAUCCCCUCUUUACAAGGUGCCUUUAAACCUUAAAUCCAUUGAGAACUUGCAAUUGGUUGACAACAUUAGAGAUGAAAAAUAUUUGGCUAUGAGCUCUGUUGCUUACAUGGAUAUGGUUUCGCCAUUGGUUUAUCUAACUGUACUCUACAUCUGUGUGGUGACCCCAUCAACUCAUGCCACCCACAGCAUGGAGUUAAUUCUUCAGGGACUCCACAGAUUUUUCAAAACUAUACUUUUAUUGUACGAUCCCGUGGAAAAUCUGUCUGUUGCUGUUGGUUUAUUGUAUAAACACAUGGGGUUUAGGUGCUUAGAUAUUUGGACAGCUAUAGCAAAAGGUUUGGGAGACUUCAUCAGUGGUGUAAAGGAUCUUUCAUUGUUGAAAAUGGACUCUGACAGUGAUUUCCCUCUUGCCAUAUGCCACCUCUUAUCCUACCCUUUCAUUGUUUGUUCUUGCCAUGAGAAAGAUAGUGGUUUGUGGAAAGAAUCUCAUGUUUCUGCAGAAAGUAAGCUUAAACUUCAACAGAUAGCUGAAGUGUGGAGGUCACUUUAUGGAGCUGUUUGUUCCUCGAAGUUCAUUAUGUGCUCUGCAACAAGCAGUUUGCCUGCAGAUCUUUGUUCAAUGUUAAAUGGUUGUAUUGAUCAAAAUAUCAGCAUGCUUGACCAUGGUACUGAGCGAUAUUUUCAUUGCAAGGAUUUUGGUCUCACUUAUUUAUCUGGCAAUGCUGUGAAAUGUGUCAUGGAACAGCAGAUCCUGACUUUGGCAGCCAGUUCAGUUGGGAAAAAUGUUGAAAAUGCUGUUGACCCUAAGAUAUUCAGUGGCAUCAACCAUAGCUUGGGAUUUGCUGCCAGAUUCUUGAAGCUGUCGUGGUCAAAAAUGGAAGCAGAUCCUUCCAUUGUUCUCUGUGCAACUUCAAGGGUCUUUUCAGUGUUGGUACGUUUUGUCAGAUCCCUUCACACAAAGCCAUCUAUCCUUGCAUUUAUUGAGAUAGUUGGUUGUCCACUGCUUCAGUGGCUGUCACAUAGAGAAAUACAGGAUGCGAGCACUAACGAGCAACUUCACCACUUGUGGGCCGAAAUUCUUAAUUGUUUAAGGAGGUGCCGACCCCCAAUAGUCUUUGAUUCCUCUUUCCUAAAACUUCAGGCACCACUUCUUGAAAAAACUCUUAAUCACCCAAAAUCCACCAUUUCAGAGCUUACCAUUACAUUUUGGAAUUCAACAUAUGGUAAGCAGAUCAAGUUAAAUUACCCUGAGAGUUUACUUGUUAUCUUGGACAAGCUUUCCAGAAACAAAAGAAUAAACCUACAAAAGAAAAGUCUGCCAUUUCUGGCAAAAUGCCAUUCAGUAUCAGAAGUAACUGCUCAAAGAUACAGGGUGACUGCAACAAACAGCAUGAACUCAAAAAGAGUAGAGUUACUGGAGGAUACAGUAAAUCAAUUUGAGCGAAAAAAUAAGUUGUGUUCAAGUUCAAAAAGAAAAAGGUUAGAACUAACUGGGCACCAAAAGGAAGUCAGACGUGCACAGCAAGGAAGGGGAAUGGAUUGCAGUGGGCAUGGUCCAGGGAUCCUGACAUAUACCAGUGUAGAUUUUUCGCAAGGUAAUGAAGAUUCACAAGAGAGCCAGGAAAUCCGGGAUCCAGAAUCUAUCUUGGAGAUGUUAAGAAGAGUUGCUUAA